Messenger RNA from Homarus americanus (American lobster), 5390 nucleotides. RefSeq names its product adiponectin receptor protein-like (gene AdipoR). Bases 206 to 1456 code for a protein of 416 amino acids. Gene Ontology annotation, cellular component: plasma membrane. The transcript has 7 exons. NCBI's taxonomy places the organism in Eukaryota, Metazoa, Arthropoda, Malacostraca, Decapoda, Nephropidae. Gene Ontology annotation, molecular function: signaling receptor activity. Gene Ontology annotation, biological process: adiponectin-activated signaling pathway. The record is from RefSeq and is a predicted model, not a curated record.
ACUAGAGUGCGCGUCGAGCUGUGUGGACGACUACUGGGCCUUGAGGAGGAGCAGGUCCAGUCAGCUGAUGUGAUGGUGGGUAGACGGGGUCCUCGGCAGAGCUACACCUACUAGCUUUCUAAUUCUAAGUGUUUUUGUGGUGCUACAUGAUUCAUUGAACCUUCAGUAAGCGUUUGAAUAUCUGAAGUGGGCAGUGAACGCCAAUAUGAGUGGGUUUGAUGAGAUUUUAGGCACUAAAAUUGCGGUACGGAAGAGAACUUUAAGAAGCAGCACCAUUGACAAGGACUUGACUAUGGAUGAUGAUGAUGCCAUGUUAGAAACCGACUUGUUUCCCGAGUUUAGUAAGUUAUUAGACGACGAUGUCCCGUGCGACGACGAGAGCGUGGGCUGCCCGCUUCCUGGCACUCCGGAAGAUGAUUCCUUCAUCGACUCGAAGGAGGAAGAGGAGUUAAGGCACAGAGUUGUUAACCGGGAAAGUCACGAUGAUGACCUGGUGCUCAGUUCCAUGGCCCAGAGUGCCUUUGAGACGGCCGAGGAGUUGGUCCACAAGGUGUGGGAGGAGGUAGCCAGCUGGAAGACUCAACCUUUCUCAAAAUUACCCAAGUGGCUCCAAGACAACGACUAUUUACAUCACUGGCACAGGCCACCACUUCCAUCAUUUGCUGCGUGUUUUAAGUCCAUAUUCCGAAUUCACACAGAGACCGGGAACAUCUGGACACAUCUUUUAGGAUGCAUAUCGUUCAUCGGGGUGAUGGUGUAUUUCUUAACGGGGUCAUCUCUAGGCCAACAUUGGGUACACCUCGAUUUGAAGGAGAAGUUGGUGUUCACAGCAUUCUUCAUUGGGGCUAUCUUCUGCCUUGGCCUCUCCUUCAUGUUUCACACGGUCUCCUGCCACUCGGAGUUUGUGGGCAAACUCUUCAGCAAACUCGACUAUUGUGGGAUUGCAUUAUUAAUAAUGGGUUCGUUCGUGCCCUGGUUAUAUUAUGGGUUUUACUGUGACUUCCAGCCUAAGAUCAUCUACUUAACAGCUGUUGUACUGCUGGGCAUCACUACCAUUGUUGUCUCACUCUGGGAGAAAUUUAGUACCCCAAAGUUCAGGCCUCUACGUGCAGGUGUGUUCCUGACUUUUGGACUGUCCGGGAUCAUACCAGCUGUGCACUACACGCUCAUGGAAGGCUUUGAUUACGCCAUCACACGUGCCUCUCUGGGUUGGUUGAUCCUCAUGGGGGCGCUCUACGUGGUUGGUGCAUUAUUGUAUGCAGUACGGGUCCCGGAGAGAUUUUUCCCCGGCAAAUGUGAUCUCUGGUUCCAAAGUCACCAGAUCUUCCACAUCUUGGUGAUAGCUGCAGCCUUCGUCCACUACCAUGGGAUUUCUGAGAUGGCCAUGUACCGUCUCACCCAUGGAGAUUGUUCUGUGGAAGACCUGGCAGCGAUGGAAAAUCAGGAUCUCCUUUAAACUUUGUAAUAUGACGUUAGAUAUGAGUGUGGUCUAGUUUGUUGUGUGCUUUGUAGGCAGUUGCUGGAAUCAGGUGUGAAGUGCUUGGUGGCAUGCCAGUGGUGACCUUGCCCCUGGUGUAUGGACAGACCACUAGUGGACAGAAGGUGUCGCGUUCUGUGUAAAUUAGACUCGUCGAGAAGUUGACACGCCUGAGAGAUAAUCACUUGAAUCAUUUCAUUAGCUUAUAGUUUGUGAAGAAAUAUUUGUUUCCCGAAUUAAUGGAAGUCUUAAUACUGAUUGUGCAGAUACUGUAGUGUACUGUAAAGUGAUCAUGUAGAUUGUGUUGAAACAGUCACGUGGUUAAAUAGCAUUUUGCGAGUUCUUUGGUGGGGAAAAGUUGGUUAAUUCUGUUAUUUCUUCCAGUCAUGCCAGAUUUAACUUCAGCUUUUCCAUGUGAUAUUUGACAGUUUUGAUGUAAUGCGUUAUUUAAAACUCCAAAUGCUAUGAUUUGAUUUAAAUAAAUUCUCUCUGGAAUACAGUAUUUCAAUAUUAUUACUUUGAUACAUACCAUAAUGGUUCCUCUUAUUGCUGUAUUGGGCUACCACACUACAAAAAUUAAUAAACUUGUAUAUAGGUAUGUUUUUAAGUAACAGACGUUGACAUUAUUCAUAACUGUCCUGACUUAGUGGUAAUUGUCUUCAUUGUGAAGUCAUGAAUGAUGUGAAUGCUAAACCAAUACUUUAAUCAGUAAAACAGUGUAGUAAUAAUGUCAGUUGGAUGAAUGCUCGUGUUAAUCUGCAUAUUUAUUAGAUGAUUUUGUUUUUGGCACCAGCAAUGCCCUUCUACCAUCUCCAGUGACCUCCUCUGCCAUACACAACAUUAAUCAAGCGGUGUUUUAGCUCAAUUGAUCAUCCUUUAAACUCCCAGUCCAAGAGGUAUGGAUGGGGAUUUUAGUCUGGUGUGCCCCGAGACAAUUACUCAAAAUGUCAGCACCCCAGUCUAAACUGUGUAUUCUCCCAUGGGAGUUGCCACCCCAACUAAUAAUGAAUGAGAAACAGCUUUAUGGAUGCUAGCUUUGUUUACAACCUUAGCUAUCGACUUGGCAUUUGUCUGAGCCACAUCUAGCAGAACUUGGCCUGAUGCUGCCAUGUCAAGUGAAUUUUUUGGGCCAUACCCAUUUUCUCUGAGCCAUCACACUAACUCUUGAUUAUGAUACCAGACUGCCCUUAAGCAUAUGUUUGUAGCCAAACUAUCACCUACACUCUCCUAUCCUUAAUUAUACUGGACAAGUAACAAAAUGUUCUACUUGGGUAUGCUAUAGCCACAUCAAUAAGUAAUGACUGCGAGUGUCAUUUAAGGCUUAAUAAGUUUUUGGUGUUUCAUGGAUUUUAUUGUUUGCUUAAUGUUUAUACUGUACAAUGGAGAUUGAGCUCCUUAUGGCUAUAGGAGUGAUCAAAUAAUGUGAUAUCGUGACAAAACUGUGUACGUGUUUUGAGUCCAGGUGAGAUUUGUGUAUGUAAACAUGUAUUGGGAAAGGACAAAUGAAUACAGUGUAACCAAAAUAGGAAAAAAAAUUUUAUAUGCCCACUAAUGCAGUCAUACAGCUUGUGACAAUUUGUCACUAUUGUCAUCUCAAACUUUCACUUCAAUUUUGUGUGACUUAAAAUUUUGGAGAAUGUUUCAUACAGAUAAAAAACAGAUGAAGUUCAUUUUUGAGGAUUCUAACAUUAACGAUUCCACGAAUGAAUGUAUUGUACUAUAUAGGCAGGGCCAUUUUAUUUUACUGAAGUAUGUCAUUCCAUGCACACUCAUGAAUUUGUUUUAUUAUGGUCAUGAGUAAGUCAUUGUUGGCAUAAACCUUUGUUAGUUUUGGGAUCAAGGGAGGUAACCUUAGUGGUGUCAAAGGUAGUUAAAUGUCACUGCUUUAAGUUUUAUAGCAAGGAAAAUUACAUAAGAGUUUAGGAUGAAGUAGAUAUGUCAUCACUGUUUGGGGGGGGGGGGUGCAUUAAGUACAGGGUUUGUGGACUAUUGAAUCAUUCAAAAGGUAAAAUUAGAUGUACAAAAAGAGUUGGCACAAGAAAUUAAUCAGUUUAGAUUAAUUCAACUCGAUGGUCACUACACAUCUGGGUGAUAUCAGUGUAUUAUAUUACAUUUCCAUCUUCAGAUUUAUUAAAAUCAUGUCAUAAUCUCCAGAAUGUCAUCUCGAUUGUUGCUUUCUUCCAUGUUUGUGUCUUUGAUCUUGCUUUUAUCUGUCUGUAGUGUGUAGGCAUUCCUAGUUCCUUCCCACUGUUGUAUGGGCUGGAUCUAGGGUUCCAGAAACAUAAAAGAAGGGAAGAUAGGAUAUACAGGGUUUGUCUCCCCCCAGAAAUGUAUACACACUGAAUAAUGAUUAUAUAUACUUCUCAUUAAGUGUGUGUACUGCACUGUACUAUACUAAUGAAUUAAAAAUACAUAAUGAAUAAUUCUGAGGACAAUGCAUUUAACUAUGCUCUAUCAGAAUUAAUAUUUUUUUUGUUUAGUGUAUGCUGUAGUAUAUAUUUUUUUCAUAAAUACAGUAUUAUAAUUCAAUGUGUAAUUUUUUUGAGACAUUACUUGAUAAGUUUUGAAAGCAACAGAAAGGGUUUGAAGUAUGUAGUUGCCUCAUACAUAUCAUUUUAUUCUUAACAAGUCACUUUUAUGGAGUUUUUAAAGUUCAUAAAGUAACCUAGGUGCUGAUUAAUUAUGUCUACAAGUCAGACUUUCAUUACAAUAUUUGCCUUGUAAUGAAGAUUCUGUGGACAGUGAAGUCUUGCUGUAGGCCAAUAUUAAAUCUGUUUUUACUUCUGUACAUCAUGAUAUCGAAUAAUUGCUUUAUUUAAAUAGUCUAAUACAAAAUAUUUUUAAUUUAUCCAUAAUCAGAUAUCAACUGUUUUUGAUACCAUCCUUUGAUGUGUUGAACAUCAAGUUUUUGUUCUGUUUGAACAUUGCCUCACAUCAAAUAUUUACCGUGUACUGUAUAUAACAUAAUCUAGGUACACACUAUUAAAUUGCAUUACCUGCUGAAAAACUGGUAUGGAACUGCUAAAACUUUUUUUUCCCGGUAAUAUAAGACUAAAGUAAACGGUAAAUGUGUGUGGAAAGUGUGAGGUUGCCACAAGAUUCCUCAUAUACAGUAACUACCUUGGACUUCAUUUUAAUUAUUUGGUUCACCAGUCAAAGGAUUUAUUAUUUUGUUUGUUUAGUUAAAUUCAUUUCCUAAAUUUUUAUGCUGUAAAUAUUUUUUUUCUGAAAUUCUGGAAGUGCUUGUUGAGAUAUUGUGAUGAAAAACAUCCAGGAAAUAUGGAGUUUAACAUUAUGCAUUGGAACACUGCAGGAAAGAAGGAUUUUUUUAUUUUGGAAUAAUUUAGCCGUCCUUUGUUAUGAUGGUGUUGAAAUUAUGUCCGUCUCCAUGAACAGUCCACCAGCCGUAGUUACCAGCCACUCGUGCUUCCACCCACUAUUAUUCAGAGUCUUUAUCUGUCCACAUAACUGCCACCAUUUUUGGAGUAUUUACAGCAUUCCUUUGGCUGUUUGUUGGUGACAGCACACUCAUAGGAUUGCAGUCAUAAUAAUGACCUGUCAAAUUUUGCCUCCAUAGCCGUGCUACCACUUAAGUUAUUUGUCACCUGUGGUGGCAACUUGUGUUGGACGAAGGGUAUAUUGACAACCAAGUGAUAAUCACCAUUUUAUGCUGCAUGUGUUCUUGUAUGAUUUAAUUUAAUUUUAUUUUUCCUUCUUUAGUUUAGUCAUCUAAAUCUGUUUGUGGAAGACUUUUUUAUGAAUUUAACUUUUUUUUUUAUAGAAAGAUAAUUUUUUUCCCCUGUGGUUGAUGAAAGGUGGUGUCAUUAUCAGUUCAGUAAUACUAUGGACAGACGGUCAUUUGAUAUUAUAAAACGCUGCAUAAAGGCAUUUAUUUUUCAAGUUUGUACUUGAA